UCUCUAGUUUUGGUUCUUUCAAUGUGAACUUGAAGCCUGUGUUUCACUGCAGAUGAUUAUUUACAUACUAAUCCGGAACUGAAAGUAACCUUGACAGCCCUAAGGAAGCUAAGUUGUAGAAUUAUGUUGGAACCAAUAAGGUAAGAUUGUUGUGUUAAGGAAUAUAUCUAGUCAAGUUUUCUGUUUGAACUUUUAACAUGCUCAAAAUUUAACUAAUUGUUAUGAUUUUUUUAAGAGAAGUUACGCAGGUCUUAAAAGGAAAAGACUCAAAAGAGUAUAAUAAAAAUGAUCUAAUUCUAAAAAUUUAAAACUUCAAUUUAGGGCUUAUAUUUGUGAUAGUAAAAUACUGAAAUAUCCCAACAAAAUUAAAUUUAUUAACCAUGAAGCUCAAUUGUUCAGCAUAAUGAGUACACACAUGGAGAUAAAAUAUGUGACAUGAAUCUCAGUAACAUUAACACUAACACCUAGCAGUAGCACCUCUCUGCUUGGUUCCAUUUUCACAUGUCCAACUCAAUUAUUCAAUUCUUGCACCAAUGUCAUGUAACUAAAAACCUCUCAGCCAUAAAGAAACUCCAUGGCAAUCUACUCAGAACAGGCACACUCUUUUUCUUGCAUGAUUUACACACCAAUCUCAUUGCUGCAUACGCCACAUGCCUUCCUAAGAACCACCUUCAAACACUGCACAAUUUCUUCAAAUGCAUGAACUCCACCAACCCAUUACACUUCAAUGUCAUCAUAUCUAAUUUUUGUCGCAAAGGUUUCCCCUUCCUUGCUCUCACCGCCUUCUCCUUCAUGCACACCAACAAUGUUCCCUUGGAUACAUACGCUUUAUGCAGCACCUUAACUGCUUCAUCCAGAGUCAAUGAUGUUAACUUUGGGAAACAGAUACAUGCCCACGUGGGGAAAUUGGGCUGGUCUUCUAGUGUGUUUGUGGGUAGUGCUCUCGUUGAUUUGUACUCGAAACUGUCAAGUGUAAAAGAUGCAGCCCUUGUGUUUGAUGAAAUUCCUGAGAAGAAUACUGUUUGUGCUAAUGCGCUUUUAUCGGGCUAUGGCGAGGCUGGGCUAUGGGCUCAGGGGCUUGAACUUGUUAGGAAGAUGCCAGUGUUGAGAUUGAAGUAUGAUCAGUUUACAUUAUCGGCAGCUUUACGCGCAUGCACUGGUUUAUCUGCUGUUGAAUUGGGUCGGCAACUGCAUAGUUAUGUGCUCCGCACGACGCAUGAUAUAGAGAGUGAUGUGUUUCUGCAGAGCUCGCUAAUUGAAAUGUAUGGCAAGUGUGGCCUGGUGAAGAAGGCUCAGCAAGUCUUCAAGCUGGAUGGAGUAGAGAGCAGAAAUGAAAGAAGCAGAGAUGUUGUGUUAUGGACUUCAAUGCUUGGUGUGUAUGGUAGAAAUGGAAAGUACAAGGAAGUGAUUGAUUUGUUUAAGGAAAUGUUGGAGGAAGGAAUAAGACCAGAUGGAAUAGCAUUUCUGACAGUAAUCUCAGCUUGUGGUCACACUGGCCAAGUACAUGCUGGUGUUAAGUAUUUUGAAUCUAUGUCUAAUGAAUUUAAGUUGAAUCCUGGUCCAGAGCAUUAUAGCUGCCUAGUUGAUUUGCUUUGUAGAGCUGGUGAAUUGCAGAAGGCAUGGGAAUUGCUGAAUCAGACACUCUAUAAAGGAAUGGGAAAUUGUACAAUCUCAAUGUGGGGGGCUCUACUCAAUGCUUGUGUGGAUUGUGGGAAUAUAGAGCUGGGUAAAUUGGCUGGUCAGAGGGCUCUUGAGUUAGAUCCCCAUAAUGCUGGGAUCUGCAUUUUGCUAUCAAACCUUUAUGCCAGGUUUGGUAUGUGGGAUGAGAUUGGACACUUGAGGGUUGUGAUCAAAGAAAGAGGGUUAAGAAAAGAUGUUGGAUGCAGUUGGGUUCAGGUGACAAGUUGAAUAGAUUGGAAAAUGCUUUGAAGUAAUGCUGCCUACAAAUCUUGCUGAUGGGGCUAUAUACUUUAAAUUCUAAAGACACCUAUCAUCUCAAGUUACAACUAGAAGGGAAUGCUCAAAUAGAGUGGGGUUAAACAUUGUGAGGCAUUUGUUUAGAUGUUAGAGUGGAUUUAUAGUAUGUUUCGAUUGGCCUUUAUUUCCUUAUAAUCAAUUCUAGUAAUUAGAAACUGCUUAUUGCGGUGAAAUUAAAAUCAUGACGGACAUAAGUAAA
Molecule: messenger RNA, 2176 nt
Organism: Lotus japonicus
Lineage: Eukaryota; Viridiplantae; Streptophyta; Magnoliopsida; Fabales; Fabaceae
Product: pentatricopeptide repeat-containing protein At3g12770-like
Exons: 1
Coding region: 502-1908 (468 amino acids)
Biological process (GO): RNA modification
Molecular function (GO): protein binding; RNA binding
Source: RefSeq, a predicted model, not a curated record